Messenger RNA from Elephantulus edwardii (Cape elephant shrew), 1317 nucleotides. It is a transcript of the gene DRC10, whose product is annotated as IQ motif containing D. The record is from RefSeq and is a predicted model, not a curated record. Bases 1 to 1317 code for a protein of 438 amino acids. Lineage: Eukaryota; Metazoa; Chordata; Mammalia; Macroscelidea; Macroscelididae. The transcript has 4 exons. Gene Ontology annotation, molecular function: protein binding.
AUGGCCCUGGAUGUUGUCUCCGUGGUCCCCCUCUACCAAGGCAUCGACAUCAGCAAACUCAAGCUGAUGGCAGCAGAGGCAGCCAGCAGCAAGCCGGCCUCCCCUGUCAGAUUCUUUGGCCCCGCCAGGACCAAACUCACCACCAUUGAGACCAAGAGGAUCAUGUCCGUCAUGGACGAGGCCAUCUGCAAAGUGGAGAUGGUCACCCUGCUGUCCGACGCGGUGGCCAGCCAGGACAUCCUGCAGGGCCUCCUGGGAGACGACAUCCUGAGUGAGAUAAGGCAUCACAAGGCCCUGGGCAGGGAGCUCAUGGACCAAGUCCAGAGCCUGAACGACCAGAGCAGAGAGCUGGAGGAGCUGACCGAUGAGAAGGAGAUCAGAGAGCUGCUGCUGGCCAUGGAGGAGCAGAAGGACCGCCUGGCCGCCGUGACGCAGCAGGUCAAGGACUCCACCAAGAACGUGGUGCGGCUCCUGCUCCAGACCCCGCAGGCCGCCAGCCUCCUGCAGGCCCAGGCGCUGGGCCGCAGCGAGCAAGCGCAGAAGUUCCUCGACUGCCUGGUGGAACUCCGCAGCUUCCUGUUCGAGAAGCUGCUCACCAGCCCCAUGGAGGCCAGGGACAAGGCCCAGUUCAUACAGGACAUCAACAAGCGCAACCAGAGGAACCAAGAGGCCGUCGGGGCGCUCGAGAAGGAACUGAAACAAAGCCUCAAGAGCAAGGAUUUGGAGGUGGAGAAGGAGAACUUCGUGAUCCAGGAGCUGAAAAGCCACCUGCACCAGGUGCUCAAGCUCUCGGACAGCAGCCUGCUCCGCACCAAGAAGGAGGCGGAGAAGCAGCAGAAGGCCGACUUCCGGACGUCGCAGGCACGCAUCGCCAAGAUCCAGAAGGACGUGGCCAUGCUACGCAUGCAGUACCACAACCUGGUCACAGAGAACCGGGAGCAGGAGCAGGCGCUGAGGAAGAAGAAAUACAAAGUGGAGACAGAGAUAGAGAACUGGAUCCAGAAGUACGAUACGGAGAUGAGUGAAAAGCAGGCGGAGCUGGAGGAGCUGGACGCCAUCCACAAGGAGGAGAGGGCACAGCUGGAGGAGCUGAAGAAGAAGCAGGAGGUGCUGGUGGAGGAGUUCUCCCGGAUCCGCACGGAGCAGGAGAUCAACUCCCAGAAGCGGCUGGAGGCCGAGGAGCAGAUGCUGCUCAUGGUGCGGGCGGCCACACUCAUCCAGGCCAUGUGGAAGGGCUACCUGGUGCGCUCCAUGCUCAAGUCCAAGAAGAAGAAGAAGAAGAAGCGCGGCAAGGGCAGGGCCAAGGGCAAGAAGUGA